Messenger RNA from Medicago truncatula (barrel medic), 3286 nucleotides. RefSeq lists its product as uncharacterized. The transcript has 13 exons. The coding region runs from base 221 to 2833 and encodes 870 amino acids. Lineage: Eukaryota; Viridiplantae; Streptophyta; Magnoliopsida; Fabales; Fabaceae. The record is from RefSeq and is a predicted model, not a curated record.
CCUUCCUCAUCUCGACGACUACUUACAGCACUUUCCCUCAUCUCUACCCCUUUUUUUUUAAUUCCCAUAUAUAUUAAAAUUCAAUUCCCCUUUUUAUAUAUUAUGUAAAAUAAAAAUAAAACUUAUUAGCACACUAAUAAUUUUAGAGAAAAGAAGAGGGAACAACGAUCCCCUAAACUACACCAAAAAAAAAAUUGAAAUCUAAAUCUCAAAACAACUUAUGGCAUUUCACGUUGCUUGUCCAAUUACAUGUCGAAGAAUCUGUUUCUGUUCGUUAGGGUUUCCGCGUUCUCUGAACGGAACGAAGAACGCAACGAAGGAUUUUCUCGAUGAGGUAAAUUUGCUGAGUGAUUUUCUCGGUGAUUCACGGAAGGAAGAUGGUGGAACGAUUCAAGUUGCGGUGCCGAAAGUGGUGCCACCGCCGCCGCAGGAAAUUGUUGCUGUUAGCGGUGGUGGUGGUGGUGGUGGUGAUGUGGUUGAUGAAUCUGCAUCCAUGAAAGCUAAGCGUGAUGCUCUUCAGAGAAAAGGUGCUGCUGCUAUGAUUGCUGCUGAGGAGUAUGCUAGGAGGCUUGAAUCUGGCGAUGUUGUGGAUACAUCGGGCAAUCUUAAUGGAGAAGAACAGGGGCAAUCCAAUGUAAAGGUCUUUUGUCGAAUGUGCAAUCGUGUCGAGAACGAAGGAAGUGAGAAAGCGAAAAAGAUGCUGUCCUGUAAAAGUUGUAGUAAGAAGUACCAUAGGAGCUGCUUGAAAAGUUGGUCUAAUAAUAGAGAUUUAUUUCAUUGGAGUUCGUGGACCUGCCGUGCUUGCCGAAUUUGUGAGGCUUGCAGAAGGACUGGUGAUCCCAGUAAGUUCAUGUUCUGUAAAAGAUGUGAUGGUGCUUACCAUUGUUACUGUCUGCAACCUCCUCAUAAGAAUGUUAGUACUGGGCCCUAUUUGUGCCCGAAACACACAAAGUGUCACAGUUGCGCAUCCAAUGUCCCUGGGAAUGGACUAAGUGUGAGGUGGUUUCUGGGAUACACGUGCUGUGAUGCAUGUGGAAGAUUGUUUGUGAAAGGGAAUUACUGUCCUGUUUGUCUGAAGGUUUACAGAGAUUCAGAGUCAACACCAAUGGUUUGCUGUGAUCAUUGCCAACGCUGGGUGCAUUGCCAGUGUGAUGAUAUUAGUGAUGAAAGAUAUCACCAAUUUCAAGUGGAUGGGAAUCUGCAGUAUACAUGUCCUACUUGUCGUGGGGAAUGUUAUCAGGUCAAGAAUCUUGAGGAUGCUGUUCAAGAGCUUUGGAGGAGAAAGAAUGUUGCUGAUAAAGAUUUAAUUACCAGCUUGAGGGCUUCAGCUGGUUUACCAACACAAGAAGAAAUAUUUUCCAUUUCACCAUAUUCUGACGAUGAGGAUAGUGGGCCUUUGAAGUUAAAGAGUGAUUCUGGUUUUAAGUUCUCUUUUAAGAAUUUUCCCAAUAAUUCACCUACCAAGAUGAAUGAUUAUGGAAAGAAAUCUUCGAACAAAAAGUCUGCUAAGAAAAAGGACUCUCUGUCAUUCAUGACGGGUAAAAUUGAUGCACGCCAUAGUUUUGAAGGACAUAGUGAUAUUAGAUCUUUACAUAGCUUGGAUGAUAUGCAAUCCCAGAGAAAUGAAGGUCCUGAUAUUUAUUCAUCACCUGCUACUGGAAGCUUGACUCAAACUGAAGUAUCUUGUCCUAUCAAUCAGACAGGGAUUUUGAAACGUAAGUCUGUUGAUGAGGUGAUGGUCAGUGAUGAAGAAAGGAAACCCAGAGUUGUUCGAAUUAAAAGGAAUAAGGCAAAUAUUUUGGAUAGUGAAGAGAGUGGAAAACAUGGUGAUAAGUCUCAGAAUGUGAAAAAGAAUAAGUUGGUUAUAAAUUUGGGAGCACGGAAAAUUAAUGUAGCUAGUUCUCCGCUGUCUGAUAAUGCAAGCUUCCAAAGAGAUCAAGAUCUGGUUACUGCCAAUGGAAAUGAAAAUCCAGCCCAUUUGACGAAGGGAAACAAGUUUGCAUUAGAUAGACACGAUGGAGCAGCUGGACAUAUUGAUGGUAAAGGAAGUAGGGUUGAUUCAGGCCAAUCAAAACAUUUAAAGGUUUACGGAAGAGAAGGAAACACAAUCAAGUUCGGAAAAGUAAAGCCAAGUGUUUCUGAAUUCAACUUCACCUCUGGUAGAGGCAAUAUGUCGGAUGGGGGUGAAGUUGGUCCUUUAGAGGGAUCUCACAUCAUGCGGGGAAAACGUAGUACUCAUGGAAUGAUCAACCAAGUUGGAUUAGGUGCAACGUCAAGAGGUGAAAGGACAUAUUUGGCGAAGCAGUCAGAAGGUAGCUCUGAUGUAUAUGAUGAGACACAUGACCAUAAUCACAUGCCUUCACAUUCUUUGCCAAAAGAUUCUAAACCUUUACUGAAAUUUAAAAUAAAAAAGCCUAUCGAAAGUCAAAAUUCUCAUCAGGAAGAGGAGAAGACCACAAUCAAGGGCCAGAGGUCAAAAAGGAAGAGGCCUUCACCUUUUAAAGAAAGAUCAUUGUUUAAUGACUCUGAAGGUAAAGAAAGAUCAUUGGUUAAUGACUCUGAAGGUGCAAGUCAAUCUCCUGGAGAGAAUAUAAAUCAUGAGAACAUGGAUGCAAACUGGAUUUUGAUGAAAUUGGGAAGUGAUGCAAUUGGAAAGAGAGUUGAAGUUCAUCAGAUAUCCGAUGAUUCUUGGCACAAGGGAGAGGUGACUGGUGUAGUUGAAGGCACCUCAAAUCUACAUGUUACUUACGAGGAUGGAAAAGUGAGUAUCUUGGAACUCAGGAAGCAGGGAGUUCGUUUUGUUCCUCAAAAGCAAAAGAGAUCGAAAACAUGAACUCAAGUUAUCCAACCCUUGGGAUCGUUUUAUGUGGAGUCUUUUUAUUCAUUGACUUGAAGAUUAUUCAUCUGAGGCCUCUUUAGUGAAAUUUAUAUUCUUAGCCACCCAGAUUGCUGCUGGUUUUUGGGUAAGCAUUCUCUAUUGGAGCAAUUUCAGUUUUCUUCGAAGGAUUAACUGUAUCCUACCGAAGCCCUUUUCUGAACUGCAGGAUCUUUAUUGCAUACUAGAAUAUUUUUUUCUUUUAUUGUUUUUCUACAUGUAUCCGAUUUCACAAAGUAGAUUUCUGCCUGUGAUGCACAGGUCACCAUUACUGUAGAAUAGGGAGGGAUGUGCCCUAGGUGUUAGAUGUAUGAUUAAAUGCUGCUAGCAGUUUAUUUUUGUUUGUUUGUGAAUUGCAGUUUUUAUGAGUUGAGAUAUUUUCUUGAAUGUUGACAUUAUUGAUUAUUGUCA